Cooperia oncophora is the source of this 423-nucleotide messenger RNA. The record is from the annotation of a GenBank genome assembly. NCBI's taxonomy places the organism in Eukaryota, Metazoa, Nematoda, Chromadorea, Rhabditida, Trichostrongylidae.
CCAAGUACGAAGGAGCGAACAGGGAAGAAGAUAAUUUCUUUGGUAGAACGUGCUGCACAGAGCAGUUUCUUCCAAAAGGCAGCCAAGUUCCCGAAAGUGGCUAAAUUAAUCGAGGAUGUGUCUUCCACUCCUCUCAUUCUGAAUGUUGAAGUGGAAAUGCUUGAGGGUCCAAUCACGAUAAACAUCCCACCACCUCCAUCUGAUCGGCUGUGGUAUGCUUUCCGACGACCACCCAUCGCUUCUAUUAAAGCUGUUCCUCAAGUUGGUGACCGGUCAGUUGAUAUGACUACUGUAUCGGACUGGAUCGAGUCAAAACUCCGCCUACUUAUCGAAAAGAAUCUUGUAUGCCCCAAUAUGGACGACAUCAUAUUGCCCGUAAUGUCUGGAAAUGAUCUUUUGCGCAAAGGUGCGUACAAUCACUGA